UCACCAAGACAAACAGGAAACAGUUUAACGAACGGCUUCUUAACCGAAAUUUGAAUUACGAAUUAGGACAAACACCUGAAACAAGACAGUGAAGUCUCCAGGUUUCAACCAAAGCAGAUGCCAUAUUACUAGUAAAAUUAAGAACGAAGACUUGAUAAAGGGAAAUGGCUCUACCAACUCUGACAUCUCACUGGUCCAAUCGCAUUCAUACUCUGGAGGGAAGGAUUGCCCGGCAGCGUGAUCAGGAAGCACGGUUUAGGCAGCAGUGGGAACAGCAUUACAGAUAUUUUAAAGAUCAUGAUGUGCGCAGCAGUAAGCAGGCACAGUGGAGCUCCAGACAGUCCUAUCAAAAGAGUAUGUCUGCAUUCCAUCGUGAUCGAAUUAGAGAGGAAAAGAAAAGGAGCCUGGAAGAGCGCAGGGCCCGUCUCCGUGCUCUCCUGAAGGAAGAGUGUGACAUCUUGGAAGCUGAACUCCGAGACAUUUUACCUACUAGUGCCAGUCUAGCCAGGGAGAUGGAAUCUAAGACAGAGAGGCUGAAAUCUGCCAGAGAGGAGCGCAGAAAAAUGGUUGCUCAAGAACUGCUCCAGGAUCACUGGAGAAAGAAUAAUCCAGAGCUGCGGCAGGUGGAAUCAGAACUUCAUAAAAAUCAUGUAGUAGGCAAGUGGGUCACCCAAAUUGAGGACAGACGGCAGCAAGAUGAGCUGGAGCAAGAGGAGCAGAAAAGAUUUGAGAAUGAGUAUGAAAGAACUAGGAGGGAAGCUAUGGAGCGGAUGAAGCAAGAGGAGGAGUGGAGAAAGGAGAAAGAGAAACAGAGAGCAGAGGUUCUGGUGCAGCAGAUGGAGGAGCUCCAACUGAGAGAAGUGGAGGCAGAACAGCUUAAAAAGGAGGAGGCAAAUCUGGCUGCCCAGCAAAGGGAGAUUGAAGUCCUGGAGGAAGAGAGGAGACAGCUAGAAGAGCAAAGGAAAAAAUCUGAGCUUGGACGAUUUCUCACUCGUCAGUACCGAGCACAACUUAAGCGAAGGGCUCAGCAGGUGCAAGAAGAGCUGGAGGCAGAUCAUUCUAUACUACAGGCACUUCUACGCAGAGAACAAGAAGAAGUAAAGCUGCAUGCAGCACAGCGAGAGCGGGCCAUAGCUGACACUGCUUGGAUGAAGCAAGUGAUUGAAGAGCAGUUGGCACUGGAGAGAGAACGGGAGGCCGAGUUUGACAUGCUGUACAGGGAGGAGGCCCAGAGAAUGUGGGAAAAGCGGGAGGCUGAAUGGGAGAAAGAAAGAAGAGCGAGAGCACGUCUCAUGCAAGAGGUGAUGGCAGGUAGGCAUGAGCAACUGGAGGAGCGCAUGAAGAAGAAUCGGCAAGCUCAGGAGGAGUCUGUACUGCGACGUGAAGAGCUUAUCAGACAACUCGAACUAGAAAGGCGGAUGACAGCAAGAGAGAGAGAGAAGGAAGAUGAGGUGAAGACUGCACGCAGACUGGAGCUGUCAGAGCAGAUUUCCGAGCGAAACCGAAGGUACUACAAGGCCCUUAGUCAGAGAGCAGAGGAUGAGGAAGCAGAAAGAGAGGCAGAGAGGCACCACGAGGAAGAGGUGCGACGUGAGGCAGAAAGAAUGACUCGGCGAGGCUACCAGGAGAAGAUUUACAGUCGUCCCAAAACAGCAUGGAUAUGACGAAAAAAACAAACAAACAAAAUUUGAACCACUGGGAAGCAUUUGUACAGAAAAUUAACAUUUUCUCAGAAAGAGGCACCAGAAGGUUGACCAAGCGUAAUGAUUGGUAACAUUUUAAUUAAGAGUUUCAUCCUAAAAACUGAACAGUCAGUUUUAUUAAUCUGAUCAUGAACAACAAACCUAUCGAAAAAUAAUGGUACACUGCUGCAUGACCACUCUGCCAUUAACGCAUGGGGAGUUGUGUAAAAACACAAGCCUGCUCCCAAACACAAAAUCACUUGAGGUUUAAAUCCGGGGAUCUUUUCAAGAAGUACUUUUGUCUAAAUGCGUGGUUUUGUCUGUAUUGUUUGGUUGACCCGUGUGUGGUUUGGUGGGGAUUGUAUGACUGCAAUAUGCUAUGUGAGAUUUUCUUACAAAGUUGAUAAUCUAAAAAAAAAUCCUAAUUAUGAACAAAUUCUUAAAUUUUAAAGACUGCUUGAAGCAUUGUUGGUUUUAACUAAUGUAAAAGAUUCACUGUUAGUCAGUUUGUUUAUUUCAUAUAUGUAAAACAGAAUUAGAAAUGACAGCAAAGAGGAGAGUCUUUCCAUGUCUGUUUUAACUUAAAGAUGAGAAAACCAGUCAGUAGGUUGUGAGGACAUGGUGCCAUUUUUAAGAUAAAGCAUGAAUAUUUGUAAGUGCAGAAAUUCUGUUGGCUGACAGUUAAAAUAGGAAAUGAUUCACGUUAAAGUGGUUAACCUCUGAUGUGUUAAGUGAAGAGACCAGGAAACAUCUAGUGAAGUGCCUGAACUGCAGCCCACAAAAGGCUCCACAAUGUGGAAGAUGCAGAAAGUACUCUCUAGCCUUUUUGAACUUAUUUAUUGCAUAUUUAGCAGGCAAGAAAAAAUACAAAUAAAAACAAGAUCAUUUUACAGUAAUACACUUUAUACAAUAAAGGUCAAAACAAAAAGCAUGUAUGUCACAGUUUAUAAAUACAAAUGUUUAUAUUUAUAUAUAUAUAUAUAUAUAUAUAUA
This is a messenger RNA of Erpetoichthys calabaricus (reedfish), 2675 nucleotides long. RefSeq names its product trichoplein, keratin filament binding (gene tchp). The record is from RefSeq and is a predicted model, not a curated record. Gene Ontology annotation, biological process: apoptotic process. NCBI's taxonomy places the organism in Eukaryota, Metazoa, Chordata, Cladistia, Polypteriformes, Polypteridae. Bases 165 to 1664 code for a protein of 499 amino acids. Gene Ontology annotation, cellular component: keratin filament. The transcript is spliced from 13 exons.